CUCAGUGAAUCAGUUUUCCCAGGGCCAUCGGCGAGUACGGUCGUGUUUUUCCGGAGUUCCUCCCGAACGAGACGACGGUUUCCGGCGACUAACUUACAGAGGUAGAAGAGCUUCCGGUUUGUGUGUGGUGUGAAUGCCAUCUGGCGCCUAGAUUGUUGCUUGUUGCAGAUUUCCUCCCACCGAAAUUGGCGCGUGGGGAAGCCUAACUUGUGGGGUUUUCUCGGUCUUUGGUGCGUGAGUGUCAGUGUGUGUGGGUCUGGGAGGACCCGCUUAUCAUCUAUCCGUCUAUUUAUUGGGGUGGAGAUUUGCGAGGAGGUUGUGGCGAAUUCGAUUAGUGCAGAGAAGUAGCAAUUCAAAGCCAAAGGAUUUCGGAUUCCGGAUCCGUUUUUUUUUAUCUAGCGCGUGUUCCGGCUCUGCAGAUUAAGUGAUACUCUAUCCAGCAGCUUAGUGAAAGUUUUCACUUUUCCGGGAGUUUAUUACUGGUAGGGAUUCCUCGUAGGUGUGUGAAUUUUUCCCGUGAAAAGCUCCUAGCUCGGGUAUCAAAUGUCGGCUGUUUGUGGUGAGUGAAUUUGAUGGGACGAUAAUAGUCUCGGAUCAUCGGGCGUCGUAAAUCAUAGAGGAUAAGUUUUCUGCCCAGCCAACCAAUAUAGAGUGAGGAGGGCAUAUCAUAAAAGAUCCGAAAAAGGUGCAAAAGUGUCUACACACAAUCUCGUGAGUAAAUCAAGAAGACGUAAGGAAACGAGAAAUCUCGUUAACAGAUCCUUCCCCGCCAAGCCCGACCUGACCUGACCCUGGCAAUUUUUACUAUCAGCAGUGCGCCGCGCUAUCAAAACACACGGUUGUGGAUGAUUUUGUGGGUGUGAACAGCCUUCCAUCCAGAGGUCUUGCCCCCAGAUAUCGUAAAAAUUGUUGUGUGGAGCAGCAGCUCCAGGAAGAAGAGAGCAAACUGCUGCAGCACCCGGCAAAUAAAAUUGAAAAAGUUCAACUGCUUCUGGCCGUGUGAAGUCGAAGAGAUCAUUGGAGUGGUUUUCCAACACCCAUCAUACGGAAAUCGCCGGAAACGAACGGCACGUUGACCGGGAAAAAAUCGAUGGUCAAAAUACCGUAUGCUGCCGAACACAUUCUUUGGAACCGGGUAUUGAUGUGCUGCUGAUGGUGACCAUAAUGUACUUGAAAGUCAAAAAUAUCAAUAACCAUACCGAACAAUUCUCGACAGCACCCUGAAGAAAUAAAAACGAAUGUUUUCGACUUUCUGCCGCUGUUGAAGGCCCAAUCCACCAACUAGGCUUUUCGGAUGAAAAGUAGAACUGGAAGAACAGACGAAAAACACCACCCCCAUUAGGCCCAAUCCCAGAAGUUGUUAGGAUUCAUUGAAGAAAGCUCUGCUGCCCACCCAGUUGUUGUUCUCAAAGACAAAAUAAGAAAAUAAUUAAUAAAGCAUCACCCACCUACAACAGUUCGAAUAAAUAAGGCUCGAGCUUCGAGCAGCUUGACUUCGAAGGAUAACUGGAGAAGCCUCUGCCUGUUUGACCCGGAAUGAUGGACACUAUUCCUCAUCGGACAGAUUAAUUGCCAGACGAGAAGCAGGGAAUCUUUUGCUGCCUGUUUGCCGGAAAUUCUUCUGAUCACCCACCAGAAAAGGGCAAGCGGACACAGUCAGUGAAAGAGAAAGCGCGACAGCCAUCGGGCCAAGCCGGAAGUGACCAGAAAAGUACUACGCAAGCCAGUACCACCGAUCAGCUCAGCUCAACUCACGAGAUCCUGCCGGGCAUUUACCUCCCUCGGGCGGGUAAAUCUCGACGCUGCCAAACUGGACAAAAUGAAGGGACGACAUCUGAGGCGACGCUUUAGCCUGCAGCCUUCGUUCAUGAAGGACGACAGCCCGGAGAAUAAACCCAAACGAGACAAAGCCCCCAAGAACGACGAAAAUGCAAUAAACUCGAACGUUCGGCACAAAAUCGUAGUGAUGGGAUCAGCUAAGGUUGGGAAAAGUUCCAUCAUCACCCAGUUCCUGUACAGUACCUUUUCGCCGAAAUACAAACGAACGGUCGAGGAAAUGCACCACGGGCACUUUUCCGUGGGCGGCGUUAACCUGACCCUGGACAUCCUGGACACAUCCGGUUCGUACGAGUUCCCAGCGAUGCGGGCCCUGUCGAUUUCAUCGGCCGAUGCCUUCAUCCUGGUGUACGACGUCACCGACAGUAUCUCCUUCGAGGAGGUAAAAGCCAUUCGGGAGCAGAUCCACGAAAUCAAAGCCACAACGGCGGUACCGAUAGUGGUUGUUGGUAACAAAACGGAUCUAACGGACGACGACGACGAUGUGCGGCAGGUUCCACAGGACGCAACCGAAUCGAUGGUGACGGUGGAUUGGGAAAAUGGUUUCGUCGAAGCUUCCGCCAAGCUUAAUCGGAACGUUUCUCAGAUUUUCAAGGAACUGCUAGCCCAAGCAAAAAUCACGUACAACCUGAGUCCGGCGCUACGACGGCGGCGACGCCAAUCCUUGCCCCAGCAAUCGAGCAUCGGAAGUGCUGGCGGAGGAACUGGACCUUCGACGCCCCAAUCUUCCGUGGCUCCUUCAACGGUUCACAUGCCCUCGGCCGCUCAGUUGGCCCAUCUACAGCAGAUUCAGGACAAAACCCUGGGCGGAAAGCGAAAUUCAUGCAUCUUGUCUUAAUAGGACACGGUUAGAAACAUUAAUAUCGGAUAAAAAUACCUAGAACCUACUACUUACAAAUAUGUUUCAAUGUUAGUGGCCAAGUAAUUUGUCUCGUGUGUCCAUACGAUUGCAUAUAUAAAAUUGAUUUGUUAAUCGCCGAGCAUAAACUUAUAGGUUUUUAUCCGUAUGAUGUUUAUUAAGUAUUCAAACUAGAUUCAGAGCAUCAUGUUAUAAGCGCGAAGGUAGUUUAAAAUGAUUAUAAAAAAACAGACACAUACACAUAAACAAACCAGCUGUAAAGUAGCGAUUUGGAACAUUACGGGUAAUCCAGAACACAACCGGCAACAAAUCGGUGCCAGGUGCAUCCGAUCUGCUGAGGUCACGAAGAAGAACUUGGUUUAAAUGAAUAAGAAAUCUGAUCUACAAGCUCACUAGACGUGAACUUCUAUCCACCACGGAUUACUGGUAGUAAAUUUCAUUGCAAAUCAAAGAUUUACCUUUUAAAUCUCGUUUUCAUAUGCUGGAAUAUGAUUGUUUCGCAUCACGCGUUUGUUAAUUUCAAAAUAUUAUGCAUUCAAAUAUUAAAGUUUAUGAUUUCAGCUUGUAGAAUUUUUGUAGCAUUUUUUACCCCAAAAAGUAUGCAGCACCUUUAUGCUUUUUCUUAUAUCAAAAACUAUAAAUUGUUGCAAAUUUCCCCUUUUUCUUAGUAGGGUGAAAAUCGCAUGUUUUUGUGAAUUAAAAAAAAACUGGUGGAACCCUUAAUUUUUUUGACCACGUCAAUAUGAUGUCCUUUCAACCGUAAAACUUAUGAUAUACAAGCGAUAUGAUUAUCUGUGGACAUUAAGGUUUUAGAAGCCAUUGAAGUUGAAAAGUGUUGCAAGGUGUCCCAAUUGACAGUACGCAUAACAUGAUUCCAAGUGACUGUUGAUAAUGAAAUUUACUACCAGAUAUCGUGAAUUUCGUCUAAGAAAACAAACCAUUCUGCUGAAAGUUUCAUCGCAUUCAAUACACAAAAUAUCUACACAAAGCACAAUUUUGUAACCGGAGAGUUUCACACAAGUCUUACAAAUUUUAUCAACCAUCACAUCUUAACAAAAAUAAGUCUAUAAAAAGUCCGAAACGCCCGUUCCAAGUUUUCCUGAAUGUAAUCUUUUCAGUACCAACAUUUGAUGUUAUUUAUACAGAAAAUCCGAUAGUCGGAAUGACGUCGGAACACAAGCAACAAUUGAAACAAUUGUUCUAACUGAGACGCAAUAAAAUAAAACAUAUGUUAAAGAUUAUUAGAAAUGAAUAUCAAAGAUAGUAAAGACGCUCGAUGUAGAGAGCCAAACCUAGAACGAUCGAAAGGAAGAGCUAAUUUUAUAUGUACUUGACAUGAAUAACGAAAUGUGCUAAACCAGAAAUAAAUCAAACAAAUCAAAACACCACGCUAAGUUAAUUCUAAGAAGAGUAAAUAAAAAAUAAAUAAUUGAAUCUACAUUUCUAACCACACUAGUUGUUAUAUGCAUUCUCCAAUAUUUCCAAAAAAGAAGACAAAAAAAGUAAUCAUCCAUAACGAUAUCUAACCAAGCUGUAAAGUAGGGUAAACCAUAAAUUAUCAAAAACUAUUUCGCAAAGUUUGCUAACCAAACAAAACGAGAAAAAGGUUUAGAAGAACAAACUAAAACAACUAGCAAGAAUAUGGAAUGAAAAAAAAAACAAAUCGUAACUUGUUUCAAGUGUUAAUCCCAAUCGUCAAAUAAAAGUAACGAAUUGGGUAACUUUACCCAAUGGUGAACUCAAAAUAUGGCGGCGAAAUUGCAAUGCGAGAUGAAAUUGAAUUAUUGACAGCUGUUAGUUGGGUACGAACCUAUCACAAUAAAUCGAGAGUCCCGAAAUCGAAAACGACGCGACGACGGCUAUAAGUAAGGAGCAGCUAAACUAAAAUCAUGAAUCGAAGAAUAUUUUCGUGUGUAUGUCUGUGGGUGUACCAAAUCCAAAAAAAAUAAA
Messenger RNA from Uranotaenia lowii, 4645 nucleotides. RefSeq names its product GTP-binding protein Di-Ras2. Gene Ontology annotation, molecular function: GTPase activity; GTP binding. Lineage: Eukaryota; Metazoa; Arthropoda; Insecta; Diptera; Culicidae. The record is from RefSeq and is a predicted model, not a curated record. The transcript is spliced from 8 exons. The coding region runs from base 1820 to 2674 and encodes 284 amino acids.